AUGCUGCAAAACGAGAAAGAGUCGUGUUCAACUCCAGUACACCUCGACAUGGGAGGCGAAUAUUGUACUUUAAGAGAAAUUUCUGAUGCGGCAGCUGCGGCUGGAGCAACAAAGAAGCUAACCAGUCAAAAACCUGAACAAAAUGCACAAGCUAACCACACAAGUCGAGACGAUAAGGAUAUCAACCUGAGCCCGAGGCACAAAGUGUUACGCUCAAAGUCAACUCCCGGGCGAGAAACACCCGUGAACAUCGUACUUGACACAGAAGGUGUGUCAGCUAAACACGUGAAUGGUGUUCAGCCGAGUGCGAGUGGCCAUUAUGUGAUAGCCCCAGCGAGACGAAGCACAGGUCAUGUCAAACCAGGAGGCAGGCGAAGUCUCGGGUCUCUUUCUACUCGGGAGCCGCCUGCUCCACUCUGCUACUUCGCAUAUCUAGGCAAGCUCACCCCAGCGCCGAAAGAUACUCAGCGGGGACGGCUUCACUCGGCGCAUGACAUCUUAGCUGAUCGGCCGGUGAUAAUAACGAGCACGUCGAUUAUAUCUCCUUACGCCACCAAUGUUAUUUGCCAGGAAUUUGAAGCGAUCGAGGAGGAUGAAAGACGUGGAGAUUGCCACGACCUCUUGGACUGUUGCACGUGCAUGUGCUGUGUAAAAGGACUCUUUUACCACUGCACCAAAGAUAACAAAGAUGAAGGUAAAAUUUCCGAGGAUCCCUGUUCAUGCCAGGGGCCUGUGAGCGAGUGCAUGGGCCGCUGGGGGAUCAUGGGAGUCAUGUCCAUAUUCAUGCCUUGCCUGUGUUGUUACCUCCCUUUUGAGGCAUAUUUUAAGUGCCACGACUGUGUGAAAACUAUGAACAGCGGAGAUGAACGUGAGAGAAGGAGGGAUCCUAUAGGAUGCUCGUCUUCGGAAAUGGAACCUGCAUCAAUAUCGAUGAAUUCCAGAAAUGGAACUGUGAUAUAGAAAUUAUUAAUAAUUUCGUCGAAGCCCUGUAGAUUCACUUUUAUCUCAGGGAUAAAGUGUCCAUCCUAUUUUACUCGCCAAAUGUUAAUAUUUGGUAUAUCAUGUCAAUCCAAACAUUUUGAUCAGUAACGAGGAUGAAAUUUGCUGGUCAAAUUUAAGGUAGCUUUAAAGUACUAAGCGCCGUGUUUAAAGUAGGUUCCCCCUAUCAGUUGUUUCCCCGUCAGCAGGAAGAGCGAAAACCUUGUAGUCAGUAAAAUAGGGUAUCGAUUAGCAAGUAUCUAGUAAGACGGUUACAAAACGGGACAAUUCUUAGUUCCUUUUUAUGUGUAGGAUUUCAAGACUCGUCAUGUCUGCCACAUAUACCAUCCAAAGAUAAGAGUUUGUCGUACAAUCAAUCGAUGUCCUCCUUGUUAACAUCUUUAUUCUUAUUGGCUGAUUUCUUGACAGUCUAUUGAUGCUUUAAUGAGAGAUGACUUAUUGAUCCCUCCCGGGAGUGAAAGGGUUUUUCUUUAGCUAGAGAGUAACCCAAAAGCGCAUUACAGUGUGGAAUCAUACCAGUUACUGAUAACUGGAAAUAUAGACACGUUCUAAACUAACCGCAAACCAGCAGACUGGGGCGGGAUACCUUAUAUAGUAUUAGAAAUUGCAUACUGCUGUAACAUUGAGUGGUAACGACUCCCAAAUAACGCAAAUCAAAGUAAAAAAUAGAUUCCGCAUACCGUGCCUCUGGUCAGUAAUAACAGAUCACAAAAAAAAGUAAUGGCACACGUGGCGCAGCCAAGUGGGGCACUGUGAUCUUUAACUGUACAGACCAACGGUAACAUGGAAUCUCUUUGCUAUGUAUGAUGAAAACAAACAACCAAAAUGUUGUUUAUGGUAACGUCAUUUAUGCGUCUGUCCAAUAGAUCAUAGGAACCAACUAGAAUGUGUGCACAAUUGAUCUUAUCAGUUAACUUAAGAAAAAAAAUACCAAAUCAUUGCCAUAUGAUAGAUUGCUUGAUAUAGAUAUAGUUCUGCUAGGUUUCACUCGGAAAUCAGCUUCGUUCGAUAUGAAACGCAAUUUAUAAAUGGAUGUCUGUAAAUACUGUAGAAAAUAGCAAACUGAAUUUGUAACGAUAACAAAACAGAGUGAGAAGUAUAUGGAAGGUCCUAGAAUCUUUUAAUUCAAUUCUGAGCUGAUAUCGGCGUGAAAUAUUUACGAAAACAUUUCACAUAGUUUCUUAGCUUCAUUGCUUAUCUUUUAGAAAUAUUACAUGAUUCAUUACUAGUUGAAUUAUCGAAGUAAGUGAUAAUUAAACUUCUAUCCUGACCGAGGAGUUACAUUUCUUAAUAUAUACAAUAUCAGUCUAGUAGAAUGAAACACCUCGUAUGAAAAAUAAGGGAAAAAAUGAAAUGGUUUUAAGUAGUAAGCACAGUUCUUAUCAGAGCUGCAUGGUUACCUACACUAGGCACUGGAAAAUAACUCCCUAUCAUGUAACAUUUCGGCGUUUUUAACAAUAUCUCCCGCAGGAUAUACACAAACAGGUCAUCUUGAUGCUUUAAUGCGGUUUGGGUUUUUUUCGGCCAUCGCACCGCAGGCAAUCUCACACAAGAUUAAAUUUACUGGCCUCUUAGUAUCGGCCUCUAGUGAGUGGCUAAAGUUUCUCAAAAACAUAUCGUACCUGUCACCUUUGCUACCAUAUUUGGGUAGAAACGUAUCCGUUUUGAUCCGUUGGCUGUUAAACCUCAGCUUGUCCCAAAUGUUAUAAGUAAAUUUUAACGUUUUCAGUUUCAGUGUUUGCCUCUAGUUUGAAAAACGCUCCCUCACAUAAAAAAAAAUUAAAAACGCAUAAAACAAACAGAAAAGAAAACAACCAAAGCAAAAUUCAAAUUGAUUACGGUUAUUUUUGAAGGCUUGAGACAUGACGUAUUGAAUGAUCAAACAAAUUACGUCAAUGCAAAAAUACACGGAGGAAACAACGUUAUAAUCCACAAAAAUUUUACCUUAGUUAUGUUCUACUCGUGAAUCGAGAACGGGAAACUUAUUCUCAUAAAGCUCCGUGACUUUACGUGAAAUAGAAAAAACUUCGGAACAGCUCCAGUUGUUUAUUCGCUGACUAAUCACUGAGCUUCUACUACGUCAUCGGUAAGAUAUUUUUCUGUCUUUUUUUCAGAGCUCUGUUUUUCUCUGUAUGUAUACAUAUAUAUGCUCGGUCCGUGCAAACGUUUUGUAAUCAUCUCUCCACAUUCGUAUGUAGUAAUUGUUCAUUUUUAUUCCCUUUCUGUUGCUCUUUCGAGUCUUGAGGAAUUUUUUACGGUUAAUUUUCUCAGCGACUAACUGUUAAAAUUUGUCAAUUUUUAAGCCUAACUUCUAAUUUAUCUCGAAUUAACAGGGUAGCUAAGUAGUUAAUAUCUUCGAGAACAUUGAAAUAAAUUGGAAAAUGGACUUUGUAAAUAUACAUAAACAUAGAGUUUAAAAACUCUAACUGGUAGGAACCGGACCAGUCUGUUGUAAUCAAAAAGCAGCCAAGGGGCUGAAAGCAGGGCGGAGGGUUUUAAGCUCCAUGUAUGUAGCCUAAAAAUCAUAUCUUUGCGAAUCGUUUUGAAGCGUAAUUUUAGUUAAGAAAUGGUUAACGAGCAGCUUGUAACCCAUCGAGUUUAAAGGCUGACGUUUCGAGCGUUAGCCCUUCGUCAGAGCCCUUGGCUCUGACGUCAGCUUUUAAACUCUUUACGGUGGCCAAUUUACAUUAUCAACUCAGUUGAUAAAACCAAACAGUCCAGAGAAUAACCUAGUUUAGCUAGAAUACUCACGCCUCAAAAUCUCCUUAUCAGCAGCGAUCCAUAGAAAAAGAUAUGGCCAUACGAAGAUCGCCAUCAAUAUCGGAACUAGCAGAUUCGCCUUCAGAUUCAACACGCCACGAUACCGCAAUAAGUGUCCUUGUUAGUAAUUCUGACAGCGAUGACUCUAGGUUAAAAAAAGAGCAGCCAAAGAAAGGAAAGAAAAAAGAUUCUCUUCGAAGAUGCAAAUCCUUUCCGUUUAACGGAGAAAGAAAACAUAGCAAAGAAACUCAGCCAGGUGAGUGGAAGAGCGCUUGGGAUAAGGAAAGAGGAUAUGUUACAGACCUUAUAGCAGAAAACCAACCCGUCAAGAAUCAACCUCAACUCUCCUAUUUUGCCUAUCUUGGUGCCAGAUCCCCACAUUUUGUGCGUUACCAAGCCGUUUCGAGCGAUGCUGAUGUCAUUAUUAACCUUGGGACAGAUAUCAUCUCUCAAAAUAGGGCCACUGAUCGUAUAAAUUCUCCGGAAAGAAAGGAAUUCCAGGGUGAAUCUGUUUAUGCCAGCGAGCCGUUAAAACCGGAUAGAACACAAUUGAUAGAGUGCUGUACUUGUAUGUGCUGUGUCAAAGCUGUGUUUUAUCAUUGCACCAAGGACGACGAAGAUUCAGGGAGAAACUGGGCCGACGAGCCUUGCUCAUGUGAGGAACCUGGGAUCGAUUGUGCGGCUGGAUGGUGCAUCAUGGGAAUCUUUUCUCUAUUUAUUCCUUGUUUGGUCUGUUACCCUGUCAUGAAAAUCUGCUCUAAUAUUUCUUUUAAAUCACUGAGUAAGCAGGAAAGUAAGGGAAAGAAAGGUUGCCGCUCUUGUCUAUCGGUAGUGAAUUAG
This is a messenger RNA of Pocillopora meandrina, 4599 nucleotides long. The record is from the annotation of a GenBank genome assembly. Lineage: Eukaryota; Metazoa; Cnidaria; Anthozoa; Scleractinia; Pocilloporidae.